This is a messenger RNA of Penicillium lagena, 642 nucleotides long. RefSeq lists its product as uncharacterized. The transcript has 3 exons. Bases 1 to 642 code for a protein of 213 amino acids. Lineage: Eukaryota; Fungi; Ascomycota; Eurotiomycetes; Eurotiales; Aspergillaceae. The record is from RefSeq and is a predicted model, not a curated record.
AUGCUCUUCUCUGGAGCCAAGAUCUUAAACUUGGGCUUAUCCAUUCUCAGCUGCAUUGCGGCUAGACCAAUCUACCCCCGACUCCCUCCAGGACAGCUCAUCGGAUACCGCACUACGCGUCCAGCCCAAGCUGCUAAAUGGAUUAAAGCUGGAACUGUCACGCCCGAUGACAACAUCAAUGGUAUCCAGAUAGGCGAGGGUGCCUACACGUCUCCCGUAAUUGGUGAUUGGAUUGGAGCGCCAACCUACCAGUACUGUGCUAUCUCAGCUGAUUCUAAUGCUUGGAACGCGAUCUCUAAGGCCUGGAUUCCUGAGAUUGGUCCUGAUGGAAACAAACUAUGGGGAGAUGAAAGCCAGCUCUUCGCCCAAGACAAGUAUCUUGAAAGACUGGGUCUUGAUCCAGCUAAGACAAUCCGCAUGUCUUUAAUCGAUACGCGGCGCGAUAAAGACGAACCUCUCGAUAAACUCGAUAAACUCCAGAUGGUUAUUCCAAAUACAUUGACUAAUUUCAAGGGAGGUGGCUUGAAUCUAAAGGUUGAAUGCCAUCAGACCAUCGAGGAAUUUGAUGAUAAUACUCCUGAUAUCGAUUACUACUAUUGGAAAAAUGUACAUGGUGAACCACAGUACCCGGCCUGCACCUAA